AUGGCGAACAGCAUGGAGGUGGUACUAUUUCAGCUGGUGGCCUUAAAUGUUUGGGUAAUGGUUGCACUGAAAAGAGCUCCAGAUACGUAUGGAGAAUCUACAGAACUUCUGACACAAUCCGGCGAAGUCUUUGCGCCUUUGGAUGAAGUCUUAACGCCAUCAGAUAACAUGCUGGAUAGCUCGAAAGAAAUGUUUGUUGCCUCAGAUGACAUGUUGUCCACGAACAAGGGCGCCUUUGUGUUUUGGCCAGACGGUACCGAAGGAUCGGGUUCAGAAAACCCCAGACAGGAUCGGUUGUUUCGAGACUGUGCUGAGCCGCAAAUACCUUGUUCCCACGUGUGCUAUCAACUCACCACAGAAACGCAGAUCUGUGACUGUUACUCUGGCUAUAUUCUUACACCUGACGGUCACACGUGUAGAGAUUUUGACGAAUGCGCGGCCGGACUGUGUGGGGAUAAUGGAGAUUGCAUCAACACCCCGGGCUCGUUUGUCUGCAUCUGUUAUGAAGGCUACAGUAUUGGGUCUGAUAAUAUGUGUACAGAUGAUGACGAAUGUGGGAUUUACGUCGAAAUCUGUGAUAUCAACAGGACGUGCAUAAAUGUACCAGGGUCAUACCACUGUCAAUGUAACACGGGACUGGAAGAGACCCCUGACGGCUGCCAAGACAAAGACGAAUGUUCCCUUAACCAGUGUGGACUUUACGCUAACUGCACAAAUACUUUGGGCUCGUACCGUUGCACCUGCUUUACCGGAUACGUUUGGACGGAUGGGAUGUAUUGCGCAGAUUUUAACGAAUGUGGAGGCCGAGAUGUCUGUGACGAUACGGAAGUGUGUAUCAAUUAUCCGGGUUCCUACGUUUGCGCAUGUCAAAGUGGGUCGCGCAGAACAGAUUCUGGCUGUGAAGAUAUUGAUGAAUGUCUCGAUUUCCCUUGCCCUAAGAAUGUAACCUGCACGAAUCUGCUAGGCGGGUACAGCUGUGAUUGCUUGGACGGCUUUGGGUUUGUGGGCGGCUCCUGUCAAGAUGUGGAUGAGUGUGAACAAAAGAGUGCGUGCCCUCCUGACCGCGCAUGCGUGAAUAACCACGGUUCCUUUAGUUGUCCGUGUCGGGAAGGCUUCACAGGGAACGACACACACUGCUUGGAUGUCGACGAAUGCAUCAACGCACGUUCCGCAUGUGACAAGCAUGCGCAUUGCGGGAAUGUUAUGGGAUCGUACUUUUGCCAGUGUAACAAAGGAUACAGCGGAACUGGACUAGUAUGCUACGACAUAGACGAGUGCCGUUUAUGGAAUGGCGGCUGUGAACAGCUAUGUGUAAAUAUACCCGGAAGCUUUUACUGUGACUGCCGAGAAGGUUACGCUGUCAGGGGAGAGGAAGCGUGUAAAGAUGUAGACGAGUGCUUGGAGAAAAAUGGAGGAUGUGACCAGGCCUGUCUUAACACCGUAGGGUCACACACCUGUAGCUGUUCUGGUGGCUUUCAACUUAACCUGGAUAACCACACAUGCUCAGAUAAAAACGAAUGUCAGAUAAUGAAUGGAGGGUGCCACUCGCUCUGCAUCAAUACAGAUGGAAGCUAUCACUGCGCAUGCCCGGAAAACCAGGUUAUCUCAGAUGACAAUGUCACGUGCAAAGACAUCACUAGUUGCAAAUCCCAUAAUGGCGGCUGUGAUCACAUUUGUACAGAAUUAUCUCCACUUGGAUUUAAGUGUGACUGUUUCAGUGGCUACAAACUACGCGAAGAUGGACGGUCAUGUGAAGAUAUCGACGAAUGUGCAACUGUCAAUGGUGGAUGUGAACAUACUUGCUUGAAUGAUCUCGGUGGUUAUACCUGCGCAUGUCGGACCGGAUAUGACGUAUCGCCUAGCAACAAGUACAAAUGUCAUGCACUGUGUGAGCCGAAAUGUGGAAACUCUGGAGUAUGCAGAGCUCCAAACAAGUGCGCAUGUCCUGCGGGAUAUCCGGGACCCGGAUGUUCUGCGAUGUGCUCUCCCCCUUGUACCCAUGGAGGCACGUGUUUAAGGUGGAACAAGUGUGUUUGUCCCCGGGGCUACACUGGCACCGGAUGCCUUACAGCUGUGUGCUCACCUGGUUGUCAGAACGGAGGGAAAUGCGUCGCCCCGGAUGUCUGUCACUGUACUGUUCGGUACACGGGCGAUCGCUGCCAAACAGCUAGCUGCAUCCCACCUUGCCAAAAUGGCGGCUUGUGUUCGACGAACAAUGCGUGUAUUUGUCAAGAGGGAUAUCGUGGACUCCGAUGUGAGAAAUCUUCUACAGCUUGUGCCCGACCUUGCUUGAACGGUGGACGUUGUGAAGAGGAGACCGGAUGUGUUUGUCGACCUGGAUAUGUGGGCUCUCGAUGCCAGAUAGCACUGCGUGUUGAGUGUCGUCCUCCGUGUAUAAAUGGCGGCACGUGUCACCGUGGCAACCGAUGUGAAUGUGUUCCUGGAACUAGUGGAUACCGAUGUGAAGAACGACAGUGUUCCAUCGUAACAUUUCAAAAGCCAUUUAGACUAGGUCGUCGCAAAGCUGUGGCGGAGAUGUAUACGGUACCGUGUGGGAGGUUUGGUUGGGAAGAGUGUACAGCUUACAGGCUGGUUCAAAAACAUGUCUAUGUGACAAGUUAUCGUGUUGGAUACAAGCGAGAGUGCUGAUUCCCCUCUAAAAAAGGAAAGUAUUCACCAGUUGCAAUUCGCGGAGUGGAGAAAAGACAAAAGGAGGAAGAAUGUGACAGUGAUGUUCUAGAGGCAUCCUAUUAAAUAUUGUUCAUUUUGCCAAGAAGCAUAGUCUACAAGGUUCACACACGCAGAUUAUGUAGACAAAAUAUCAAAGGGGAAAACGGUUUUAUUUUGUGUUUAUGCAUAUUUUGUGUGUAAAACCGAACGGUGGAAAUUGUGGAAUGUACGUCAAAGAGUAAUACAAACGAUCGAACACUUGUAACAACAAUGACGACUAGCUUUUAUCAGCCGUUACAGGGAUUGAUGCAUACACACCGUUCUUUUACCAAAAGAAUUGCAAGAUAGACUGUUGUACUCAAAAUUUACAUUGCGGUAUUGGAUAUUGUUUUGUGAAAACGAAAGAAAAAAAAAUCCCUAAUAUAUCUCUCAAAUAUGAAUCAUUGACAUACUACAGGCAUAAAUAUAUGACAUUUACAUUAUUCACUUGAUUAAUUGGGAGAACGCUUGUUUCGUUUCCUUAUAUGGGGAAUUUACAAGAUGGGGUUGCUUACAUUAGACAUUUGUAUGAUUCACCUUUUUGCCUGUAAAACAUUUGCAUAGCAGGUUUGAUCAUAUGAUGCAUUGGUUUGAUAUAUGUAAACUUGAGUACAUAUACAUCUGCUUCGUAGGUUUGCUUAUAUAAAAAAAUUUACUUCAUAGACUUGCCCAUACGAGACAUUUUCAAGACAGAUAUGUCUAUU
Messenger RNA from Liolophura sinensis, 3413 nucleotides. Its product is annotated as fibrillin-3-like. The transcript has 23 exons. NCBI's taxonomy places the organism in Eukaryota, Metazoa, Mollusca, Polyplacophora, Chitonida, Chitonidae. Gene Ontology annotation, molecular function: calcium ion binding. The record is from RefSeq and is a predicted model, not a curated record. Bases 1 to 2649 code for a protein of 882 amino acids.